Molecule: messenger RNA, 1039 nt
Organism: Amphimedon queenslandica
Lineage: Eukaryota; Metazoa; Porifera; Demospongiae; Haplosclerida; Niphatidae
Exons: 4
Coding region: 567-986 (139 amino acids)
Source: RefSeq, a predicted model, not a curated record
UUUUUGAUUUAUUGUAGGCUCAUCAGUUGUGUACUGGAGUGUCACUUGUUAACAUAACAGUAACUGGUUGUACUGUUAGUAGUUCCAGUAGUACUUGUUAUUCAUCAACAAAUGUAUCCACUAGUAGAUCUAGUUCUUAUAAUAACAUUUCACUUGUUGCCAUUAUAAAUCUUCCAUCAAGAGAGAUACUGGACACUAAUAUCAUCUUGUACUAUCAAAAUGGAGCAGUGUUUGGAAGCACUACUAUAAGAAUCAGUACUCAUAAUUUUCAACACAUAGCAGUGGUUAAUAUUACAUAUAACAAAGUUUGUCUUCAGUUUGAGUUUGUCAAUGGCAGUACAACUGAUAUUAUUUAUAUUCACAUCACUAAUUAUGAAGAGCCAGUUGAUCAACCAGUGUAUUACAAUAUAUCUCGUAAUGAUCAGUUGAACUUUACUCAUUGUAUUACUAACAUACCAGCUGGUAAUAACUUAACACUGUAUGCAUGUGAAUCAAUAGAGGACUGUAUUACUAAUCCUGCUGCUGUAUUAACUGGUAUUGGUAUUCCUGCUAUAGUCUCUAGCACUAUGCUGACAAGCUACAUAAGUUCACAUAAAGACUCAUUAGAAUCUACUUUUGAUCCCAUCAGCUAUAGUUCAUCAUUUCUGUUAAUGUAUACUUCAACAACUACAGUUUCAUCUACAGUUAGAUCUACCAUGAUGAUGGAGGAUUGUAAUAUAAGGGAAAGUCAAAAUGAGGUACCUGUCACUAGCGCAGUAUUGAUUAGUGUAUUGAGUGUAUUCCUCAUACUAUCACUAAUGAUUAAUGUUAUUACAUUAACUGUGUGUUACUGCAACAGGAAAGGAAAGAAUGAUCAAAGUUCACAAGAACAAGAACUAUCAUCAGUUAAUCCACAGUAUGAGAAUGUACAUUUACCAGUUCCACAAUCAGAACUAUCAAUGAAAGAAUGUGCUGCUUAUGGUGUAGUGGAAGGUACUAGGUUUUAAGACUUCAUGAUAAUCAACUAUUAGAGUUUAUAUAAUUUUUAAAGUAAAUUUUU